Molecule: messenger RNA, 987 nt
Organism: Momordica charantia (bitter melon)
Lineage: Eukaryota; Viridiplantae; Streptophyta; Magnoliopsida; Cucurbitales; Cucurbitaceae
Source: RefSeq, a predicted model, not a curated record
UCUAAUCCACAUUGGACUCGGAUUCUUGAAAUCUUUGGAUAAUUCUUCAUGACGCAGAUAUAUAAGACUGCCCCGACACCGGCCCAAGGGAGAUCAUACAGUAGCGUUGCUUUUGCUUUGAAGAAAGCCUGUUCUUUUCGUCCUGAAAAUUGUUCGAAUAUCCCAUCACCCAUAUAGCAUAACUUGUACCCAGUUUUUGCUCCUCUGUCAUUCGCAAUUUCCAUAUCGAUGGAGGCUCAAAUUCUAGAGAUCCCAUUCCCAUUAUUGGCAGUAUUCUUCUUAAUGUUUCUAUUUAUGUAUCUGUUUGGUUACUUGGUCGUGUUCCGGAGCUGGGGGCCCAAGCACAGGCUAGAAGCCGCGAGCAGCUUCAUGUCACUCGCCCAUGGCACUCCCGCUGCUGCCAUGGCCAUUCUCGCAGUUCUCCACGCCCCCAACGCCGGGGAUUUUGCCGCUCUGAAUACCAACUUCCAGGGCCUUGUUCUCGAAUACAGUAUAGCUUAUUUCCUGGUGGAUCUUCUUCACUAUGUACUGUUUUAUCCACGUGACUUGGUUUUCAUCUGCCAUCAUUUGGCCGUUAUUUAUGUGUUCGUGACCUGCCAUUACUUGGUGCAUCAUGGGGCCGUGCCAAUUCUGGUGCUUCUGGUGCUGGCUGAGCUCACCAGUGGGUGUCACAACGCUUGGGGCCUCGCGGGUUACAGGAGAGCUGAUGCACCCGCCGCCGCUAAGUUUCAGGACGCUCUGUCCCCAUAUUUCUAUACCUAUUACAGCACUCUCAGAGGGGGCCUGGCGCCUGUUUUUCUGCACAAGAUGGGAAUAUUUUAUGUUAGUGGUGCGGCUGAGAAUGUGAUUCCCAAGUGGGCAUGGAUUUCGUGGAUGGGUGUAAUUGCAACUGCUAUAUUGGUUAGUAUAUUGUGGAUUGGAAACCACUGGGCUCUCUGGUUUCGCCAGAGAAGACAUGGCAAAGUAGUGUGAAUACAUUUUAGCUUU